AUGUUGAACGCUUACAUACUAUACAAGGAAAAGAAAGGCAUAACUCUUGAGUUCACUGAUUUUCGUCUGCAAGUAAUUCGACAGAUUUUCGAUAAAUAUGGUACUCAACGGGAUCCAAGGAGAGGCCGACCAUCUGCUAACAAGCCAUUGUGACUGACGGCUCGUCAUUUCCCAUCUCUAACUGGCGGAGGAUCACGAAGAUGUAUUGUGUCUGCAGCACGACUGUGAAUGGUCGUGUUUGUUUUGAUGGAAAAUAUUCUGAAGAUAUAGUUAUAGAAAAUUUAUUACGACCAAAUUAUAUUGUUUAGAAUCUUAAUCUUAAUUAUGUUUUUUCGACUAAUACAGAUUUACAAAAAGUGUUUAUAAAAAAAUGGUUUCAUCAUAAUUUAAAUCUUGUUAAUGAUAUUAUAUCAGUGCAAACAAAUCAAGAUGAUCCAAGACAACGUUCGAGCUUUUCCACGUUAUCAAGUUAUAUGGAAAUGCUUUCUGCUCGAUAUUUUAAUCGUGAAUUAUAUUGGAUAAAUCAAUAUCGUUUAAUUCGUCAAAAUAUAUUUGGACAAAUAAUCGUACAUGGAAUAUAUGUUUAUUGGUGUGAUUGUGGACCUCAUGUACGUAUAAGUUGUUUAUUUCUUAAUGAUAAGAACGAACUUAUUAUAUUUAAAGACUGCACUAAAACUAUUAUGAUUCAUUUGCAUCGUCUUCAUUUUAUACUCUAUUUACCUGUUCAGACAAGACUUGAUGAUAUUGAUCUUUAUUGGUUUAACUUAGAUCAUCAUACUGUUGAGUACGAAAUAAAUGAAGUGAUAUUUCUUUAUACAAUUCCAUAUUUAUUAAAUAGUCAACGACGAGUGUAUAAUAAUAGUGUUGCACAACAAUCGACAAUUAAUAAUAAUAUCACACAUAUUGAAUGGAUCAUUGAUCAUGAUCUUUUAUCCAUUGCCAAAACUCUUCUUCAUUUCGAGCAUGUUAAAUCACUUCAUUUGCUUUUUAAUAUGACAGAAAUGAAAUUAAAUCCAGAUUCUUGGCAUAUGAUACUUCCAUUUUUACGUUCUCUUCGAGUUAAUUUUCAACGGAAUCCUAUGCAAACAAGGAAAUUGUAUAAUCAAUCUGUCACACCGAAUCUCUAUCGUUAUAUUCUUCUUGAACAAUUUCGUCAAUGUGCUACUGCACUUGAGUCUUUGACGCUAUACUGGUCUGACAUUCGACUUCUUCUUAAACAUUCUUCUUCACCUUGGUCAUUCGUUCGACAGCUAAAUAUUCUUUUGGACAUAGACGAAAAUAUUCCAUCUUCAUAUUUGACUAAACGAUUACCAACAAACGAAGCUUUUCCUCAAUUACAAUAUCUUUCAUUUGGUGGUCGUCGUUUUUCACUCACACCACCGAAAAAACUCGCGAAUCGAAUCCUCUUAUGUUUCGAUAGUCUCGUAUCUUCAUCGAAAUUCAUCAUCUUACAUGCGAAUCGAUGCUGUGGUAUUUAUCGAAGUGUACCUUCAACGUCUCGUGACAUACUUAUGACACUUCUUACAGAAUGUGUUCGUUCGAGAAAUCUUCUCUAUUCAUCGUCUAAAAUCAUUAUUGAUUCCAAUGAAGAGAUUAUCAUUUGGCUUUGA
Rotaria sp. Silwood1 is the source of this 1610-nucleotide messenger RNA. The record is from the annotation of a GenBank genome assembly. NCBI's taxonomy places the organism in Eukaryota, Metazoa, Rotifera, Eurotatoria, Philodinida, Philodinidae.